Physella acuta is the source of this 741-nucleotide messenger RNA. RefSeq lists its product as uncharacterized. The record is from RefSeq and is a predicted model, not a curated record. Lineage: Eukaryota; Metazoa; Mollusca; Gastropoda; Physidae.
AAGGUGCGACACCAACAUCACAACGUGUUGAUUGACAUCUGUUUAAAGGACACGAUUCCAUACAACUGGCACUGAAGGAGAGAAGCAAGCCAUGAGCUUGGCACGGCACCAAUCCAAGAGCCUCCCCGGGGGGUACCUGCCGGCUGGACACAGCAGCUACAAGUUGCUCAGCCGCUCCAUCUCGGAGUGUGAGCGUUUCUUUACCACCGGCUCCAUCGUCUCAGAAAAUGAUAUGCACAAGCCAGAGAUCCUGGUCAACUUGAUCCGGGCCGAGAAGAUCAAGGACAUCACCGAGAGGGUCACCAAGCCGACCAUGGUCUCCAACAAAACUCCACGCCUGGCCAGUCAGGAAACGCUGAUGGCCGAACAGAACUACAACGUGAAGAAGUUGUUGUUUGACGAUGUGGGCGGCAACCGGAAGGUCUCGAGUAGGUCGGGUCUGCUGGGGCCAGGCUACGCUAACAUUCUGUCAGGACAACUGCCGCCACCUACCGGAUGUGCUCAUGUUAUGUAUCACAAAUUGUGGCGCCAUUCGUCCCCCGUAAGCUACCAGCAAAGAUGGUCUAGUAACCAGAAACAUUUGCAUUACAACUUCCUCCCGCGUGUACCUCAAGAAUCAAAAACGUAUUCUCUGCAUCGUUGCGACAGGCAUUACAUUCGUUAAAGCUUUGGGUGGGGGGAAUCAAUGAUUAAAUAGUCAACUGUUUAUAAUAAAGAAAUACAAAAAAAUUGGGUUCAUUA